GUGUCUGUAGUCAAUCAAUUAAUGUGUUGUGUUGCGUUUUGAAACGUGCGUGCGGUGAAAUCAACGCUGUAAUUCAGUAAAAAAAUAUCAUUUAAAUACUGUGUUAGAGUGUCCGUUUUAUUUAAAUUACCAUGACGGAAGAAGUUAACCCGAAAGCAUACCCUCUGGCUCAGCCAGCAUUAGCUACAAAGAUUUUAAACUUAGUGCAACAAGCAGAGAAUUACAAACAGCUUCGGAAAGGAGCCAAUGAAGCCACCAAAACCUUAAACCGAGGCUUGUCUGAGUUCAUUGUGAUGGCAGCAGAUGCAGAACCUCUUGAAAUCUUAUUACAUCUCCCUCUGCUCUGUGAAGACAAAAAUGUUCCCUAUGUAUUUGUACGAUCAAAACAAGCUCUUGGACGUGCUUGUGGAGUUUCCAGGCCUAUUAUUGCAUGCUCAAUAACUGUCAACGAAGGAUCACAACUCAAGAGUCAAAUUCAAGCCAUUAAACUGGAAAUUGAAAAGCUACUUGUUUAAUUUAGGUCUUACGGUUCUCAUAUCAUACAGAGAGUGUCUCAUUCCUGUUGUCAAGACGUCUCCAUGAGAUGCUUGAUGACGAAGAGCCAAGGCUCCUUUCAGUUUUGUAUUAUUCGAUAAAAUGACAGUCACAGCUGCUUUUCCCCAUUACAUUGACUACCAGUCUUGCCCUGAAGAAAGAAAGUAAUUUGUAUUCUCAUUAGGACAAAUAUCUUAAGUGGAAUCUACAGUUAUAAAUUUGCUCUUUCAUGCUGAUGGAAACUGUAUGCUCAAAUUCGCCGUCCUUGAGUCAAAGUAAUUCUUGUUGUAAAUUCUGCCAGGCUCUACAUGGAUUUCAACUAUAUCAAUGGUGAACUGCAGAGAUGAGUAUCUU
This is a messenger RNA of Bemisia tabaci, 888 nucleotides long. RefSeq names its product NHP2-like protein 1 hoip (gene hoip). Gene Ontology annotation, molecular function: RNA binding. Lineage: Eukaryota; Metazoa; Arthropoda; Insecta; Hemiptera; Aleyrodidae. The record is from RefSeq and is a predicted model, not a curated record. Gene Ontology annotation, cellular component: nucleolus; ribonucleoprotein complex. Gene Ontology annotation, biological process: ribosome biogenesis.